Molecule: messenger RNA, 1674 nt
Organism: Nicotiana tabacum (common tobacco)
Lineage: Eukaryota; Viridiplantae; Streptophyta; Magnoliopsida; Solanales; Solanaceae
Source: RefSeq, a predicted model, not a curated record
AUGAUUCAACUCCUCAGAGUGGAAGGAACAGCUGAGGAACCAGGUCCCUAUCAGUUCCCGAGGAGACUGUAUGAAGUCAACUCUGCAGCUGAAAAGUUGUUGCCUGCACACGCCACGGUGCAUAAUAGUGAUGCGCCAAAAGGACACAAGUGUACGUAUGGUGCUGUGAUUAAGCCUCUGCAGAGUGGAGACAUAAGUUGGUUGGAAGCUGUUGAAAACAAUACUAAAUCAUGGGACAAAGUCCUGGAGCAUGCACAUUGUCUAUCUCUAAACAAACUAGAUCUGAAGAACCUGGUUCGUGGUCUAAUCAAGUUGAGGAACAAGUAUCAUGAAGUGUACACUAUUUGUGCAAAAGAAAAGCAUGUCAGAACUUUAUUCAAGCCAAAAAGAGGCAAACAGCACUUCAGAACCAAAGAUGAGAUCUUUCAAGAAACUGUGGCUUUUGUCAAGAAGAUCCAGUCCCUCGAGAAAAAUCUCAUCAUGUCUGAAAAUCAAGCAACCUUUAGUAUUCCUGAUAACACUGCGAUUGAGUCCUCACCAGUGAGAAAUUCAAAGGUAAACCUCUCUCCAAACCCUAAAGAAGACUCUUCUCCACACUCCACUACCAUUCAUACCCUCUCUGAGUCCACUUCUCCUCUAAGCAAGUCUGAAGAUGUUUGUCCUCCUCUAGUCUCACCAGAAAAACAGAGUCAUCAGGGUGAACAAGGGAACCUCGUUCAGGAACCUUCCACUCUAUCCAUGGCUGAGCACUUGAGUGAAGAACCGGUGACUAAUAUUGAAGAGUAUGAGAUCUCCUGGACAAGUGAUGAGUCUGAAGAAGGGUUUGAGCCACAGGAGGGAGGAACAGAAGAAGAGGGAGCAAUUGUGCCAUUUGAACAGCCGGCACAAGAUGAUAUUAUUGGGGAUCCAAAUGAUGAACCUGAUCCCUCCAUGGAGAAUCCAGGUCAGGAGUCAUCUUACCAAGUCAGUGUUGAUCCUGCUCCCUCUCCCCACUUUGAUGUUGAGCCCUUGAAUAUGGUGGUGCAUGAGACAAAUCCUGAUAGUGAAGAAGACGCAAAUGAUUUGGUGUAUUCUAGUUUCAUCAGGGCUAGGACUAAGCCAGUGGUAGCUUCAGGGCCACCUCCUAAGCGACCCACUACUAGGUUGCAGCAAAAGGAGGCUCUAGAGUCUGCCCUCAAGAAGAGUAAAAGGAGUAAAAAAGGAGAAGUGAAUGUGGAUGAGGAAACCAAAGAGGAACCUAGUUCCCUGUCCCGAAAGUCUUCAAGGAAGAAGCACUCUCUUUCUGAAAAGCACACCUUUAAGGGUGCUGAGAGUUCUUCCAAGAGUGGUGUUGCUGGUUCCAGUAAAAAAGUGGCAAAAAGUUCUAGUGACAAAAUAGUGAAGAAGCAUGGUGACAAGUCUGAUGAGGAAGAAGUGGAGAAAUCCGGUGAACAUAGACAGAGCAAGUUGUUGGAAAAGGAAAAGUCUGUUAGCAAGUUAGUGAAAAGAAAGAGGGAUGAUGAGGAGGAGGAUAAAGAACCUGGUUCCGUCAAGAAAGGAAAAGUGAGUGAAACUCUGAGGUCUGAUAAAACGAAGCGGGGGAAUCAAAAAGUGAUGUGGGGCCGCACACUUGCCUCUGACAUUCUAGAGAGUGCUGGGAUGAGACAAUUAGUGGCUAUGUGUGAUGCUCAAUAG